AGGAGGAGACAGCGGGGAAAGGUGUCAGAUAAAGGAGGGCUCUCCUCCGGUUUGGAGGCAUCAUGGCCGCUAAGUCAGACGGGAGGCUGAAAAUGAAGAAGAGCAGCGACGUGGCGUUCACCCCGCUGCAGAACUCGGACCACUCGGGCUCGGUGCAGGGAUUGGCUCCGGGCUUGCCGUCGGGGUCGGGAGCCGAGGACGAGGAGGCGGCCGGGGGCGGCUGCUGCCCGGACGGCGGCGGCUGCUCGCGCUGCUGCUGCUGCUGUGCCGGGAGCGGCGGCUCGGGCGGCGGCUCCGGGGGCUUGGGCGGCCCGGGCGGCGGCGUUGGCGGCCCGGGCGGCAGCGGGGCGGGCUCGGCGGCGCUGUGCCUGCGCCUGGGCAGGGAGCAGCGGCGCUACUCGCUGUGGGACUGCCUCUGGAUCCUGGCCGCCGUGGCCGUGUACUUCGCGGACGUGGGCACGGACAUCUGGCUCGCCGUGGACUACUACUUGCGCGGCCAGCGCUGGUGGUUCGGGCUCACGCUCUUCUUCGUGGUGCUCGGCUCGCUGUCGGUGCAAGUGUUCAGCUUCCGCUGGUUCGUGCACGAUUUCAGCACCGAGGACAGCGCCACGACCGCAGCCGCCUCCAGCUGCCCGCAGCCUGGAGCCGAUUGCAAGACUGUGGCCAGCAGUGGGUCUGCAGCCGCGGAAGGCGAGGCUCGUCCUUCCACGCCGCAAAGGCAAGCGUCCAACGCCAGCAAGAGCAACAUCGCCGCCGCCAACAGCGGCAGCAACAGUAGCGGGGCCACCCGGGCCAGCGGCAAACACAGGUCUGCGUCCUGCUCGUUCUGCAUCUGGCUCCUGCAGUCACUGGUCCACAUCUUGCAGCUCGGGCAGAUCUGGAGAUAUUUCCACACCAUAUACUUAGGUAUUCGAAGCCGGCAGAGUGGGGAGAAUGACAGAUGGAGGUUUUACUGGAAAAUGGUGUAUGAGUGUGCAGAUGUGAGUAUGCUGCAUUUGCUAGCCACCUUUCUGGAAAGUGCUCCACAGCUGGUCCUGCAGCUCUGCAUUAUCGUACAGACUCAUAGCUUACAGGCCCUCCAAGGUUUCACUGCGGCGGCCUCCCUCGUGUCUUUGGCUUGGGCCCUGGCCUCUUACCAGAAGGCCCUCCGGGACUCUCGAGACGACAAGAAGCCCAUCAGCUACAUGGCCGUCGUCAUCCAGUUCUGCUGGCAUUUCUUCACCAUUGCCGCCAGAGUCAUCACUUUCGCCCUCUUCGCCUCGGUUUUCCAGCUCUACUUCGGGAUCUUCAUCGUCCUCCACUGGUGCAUCAUGACCUUCUGGAUCGUACACUGUGAGACAGAAUUCUGUAUCACCAAAUGGGAAGAGAUUGUGUUCGACAUGGUGGUGGGGAUCAUCUACAUUUUCAGCUGGUUCAACGUCAAGGAAGGCAGGACUCGCUGUAGGCUCUUCAUUUACUACUUUGUGAUUCUUUUGGAAAAUACAGCCUUGAGUGCCCUCUGGUACCUCUACAAGGCUCCCCAGAUCGCAGACGCGUUUGCCAUCCCGGCGCUGUGUGUGGUGUUCAGCAGCUUUUUAACUGGCGUCGUUUUUAUGCUGAUGUAUUAUGCCUUCUUUCACCCCAACGGACCCAGGUUCGGGCAGUCACCAAGCUGUGCUUGUGAGGACCCAGCCGCCGCCUUCACUCUGCCUCCAGAGGUGGCCACGAGCACGCUCCGGUCCAUCUCCAACAACCGCAGCGUCGCCAGCGACCGCGACCAGAAAUUUGCAGAGCGGGACGGGUGCGUCCCUGUCUUUCAGGUGAGGCCCACGGCCCCGUCCACUCCAUCGUCUCGCCCACCACGGAUUGAAGAAUCUGUCAUUAAAAUUGACCUGUUCAGGAAUAGGUACCCAGCGUGGGAGAGACACGUUUUGGACCGAAGCCUCCGGAAGGCCAUCUUAGCCUUUGAAUGUUCCCCGUCUCCUCCAAGGCUGCAGUACAAAGAUGAUGCCCUUAUUCAGGAGCGGCUGGAGUAUGAAACCACUUUAUAAAAUAGAAGGCUUUGGAGGGGCCACAACCUCCAGGUGAAGGGGUGACAGCGGGGCCGUGGCAAUAAUGAAACUCCGUCCUAGACCAGGGCAGAGAGCUGUAAUGCGCUUAGUGUGACCGCCCAUCAGCUGGCUGCCCUGCUGUGGUCUCCUUUCCAAACAGCAGCUGAAGGGAACAUGGCGGCUUAGGAGGACUUCUCGUUGCUACCAGCCCUCCUGUCCACUCUCAGCGUGUCCACCAGAGGGUACAAUUAUCACGGAAAAUGUUGCCUCCAAUCAAUAGGGUGUUUUGAUGGAGUCAACUGAUCUUUGCAGAAAAAUCUAUUCAGUCACACACAUACACACACACACACGCACACACCUGCUAAUACACACACGGCACCAGUCCUCUGUCAAAACAGCUUAGGUGAUUUUUCUUGAUGCAAAGCUCUGAUUCUGAAUAUAAAAACAAAGAGAGAGAGAGAGAGAGAGAGAGAGAGAACAUACCCCUCAAGACUCCAGGAAAAAAACACAAAUAGUACCACUUAGAAAAGAAUUCAUAGACCAUUCUCAUUCGGAAACUGACACCAUGUGUGAAAAUCCUACCCAGUGGACAGCAAACUCAACUGUUGUUUACAUGUGUAUUAGAAUCAAUGGAAUGGUUCGUUUUCCACACAUUUCGGGAUUUGUCUUUUCGUUUCAAGUUUCCGUUGAGAACAUCCUUUCUGCCAGAAAUCCUAUGCAGCGCAUCUGUGGCUUUUGACAAGGCCAAGGAGCUCGAGAAGUUCGGGAGGUACACGAAACGGUGAUCGCGAGUCAGUAUUCAGUUGCAGACGUGUAAUAAAUCCCUGAAGAGGAAGCACGGGAAAAACAAGGCAAAAACGAGCGUCAGAUUUCCCGGCCUGUGCGGCUCACACUGGCAUGUAAGUGCAGGGGCAGAAGAGGGACAGGCUGACCCGGAUGUUACAAGACGCGGAAAAGCGUGGCUCCGUGUGAGCACGUGCCGGGCCACACCCACCUAGUGCCAAACACCGUCCAACCACAGGACUGACGUGCAAGUCCCAAACACCUGAGAACGAGUGGCCUGAGCCCCCCCCCUCCCAAACGCGGACGUGAGAGUGCACCAUCAAGUUCCCCACUGUGUACAGACU
Messenger RNA from Lynx canadensis (Canada lynx), 3157 nucleotides. RefSeq names its product XK related 4 (gene XKR4). The record is from RefSeq and is a predicted model, not a curated record. Gene Ontology annotation, cellular component: plasma membrane. The coding region runs from base 63 to 2030 and encodes 655 amino acids. The transcript has 3 exons. Gene Ontology annotation, biological process: engulfment of apoptotic cell; phosphatidylserine exposure on apoptotic cell surface; apoptotic process involved in development. Lineage: Eukaryota; Metazoa; Chordata; Mammalia; Carnivora; Felidae.